AGAGCAGCGAGGCGGUUGCUGUGCCUGGCUCUAGUUCCCGCCCAACUUCGUCCGCCCCCUGACUGUGAAAGCGGCCGCAGAGCAUUGUGGGAGCGGCUCAGGCGGUAAAAUGGAGGAUUUGUCAAACGAAGAAAAGACAGCCAUAGCACCUCCCAUGUUUGUGUUUCAAAAAGAAAAAGGCCAGAAGAGGUCUGCUGACGGAUCAAGUCCAGAAGAAGGUGAAGAUUCUGACAAAGAAGAUGGAGGUUACUGUCCACCCCCGAAACGAGAACGUACAUCAUCCUUUUCUCAGUUCCCCCCUUCUCAGUCCGUGACAAAGAACAAUGUCUUCAUGCCAUCCAGUUUUUGUCAGCCUUCCACAGGGAACUCUGAUUCUGAAGCAGAGGAAAAAUCCAGUGGAUUCAGACUCAAACCUCCCACACUUAUUCAUGGACAAGCUCCCAGUGCAGGGCUUCCUAGUCAGAAACCCAAGGAACAGCAGCGCAGUGUGCUACGUCCAGCAGUAUUACAAGCACCACAACCGAAGACUUUUUGCACACCAUUUGUCAGCAGUGGAACUAAUGGCAUAAGUGUCUCCUCUGAACCAUGUGGUUCAUCUACUAAUAAAAUUUCAACAAGUCAAGCUGCCCCAACACUUACAUCUGAUAAAGCUGGCGAUGCUCAGUCAGAGUCGAUAGCUAUUAAAUUUGGUGUUCUUGAGAGCUCCGAGAGGGUGGAACAGAAUUCUCAACAGUGCUUUGUGUUUGGUCAGAAUCUUCGUGACCGAGUAAAGCUUGGAGUGGAAAGUAAAGAUUCCCUUGAUGUGGCGAACCCUGGGCCGCAAAGUGCAGAUGCUCCAGCGCAGACCAAUUACUUUCUGCAAUACAUUAGCUCCAGCCUUGAAAAUUCCGCGCACAAAGCAGAAGCAGCCUGCAAUAAAUUUGUAUUUGGGCAAAAUAUGAUUGAAAGAGUUUUGAGUCCACCCAAAGUAGAAGCAAGUUCUGACAGCAAUAAGGAGAAUGCUGGAGAAUCUGGAGCUGAGGGAUCUUCAUUGGAAAACACCCCAGAGAAAUCUAACAACAUCUCAGAAUCACUGGUGGAAUCUGCAGCUGCUUACACAAAAGCCACAGCAAAACGAUGUCUUCUGGAGAAAGUAGAGGUUAUCACUGGAGAAGAAGCAGAGAGCAAUGUGUUACAGAUUCAGUGCAAGCUGUUCGUGUUUGAUAAACUGUCUCAGUCUUGGGUAGAGAGAGGCCGGGGUCUUUUACGGCUCAAUGACAUGGCCUCUACAGAAGAUGGCACGUUGCAGUCUAGACUUGUUAUGCGCACACAGGGAAGUCUGCGGUUAAUCCUCAACACUAAGCUCUGGGCUCAGAUGCAGAUAGACAAAGCCAGUGAGAAGAGCAUUCGAAUUACUGCAAUGGACACAGAGGACCAAGGCGUUAAAGUGUUUCUCAUAUCUGCAAGUUCUAAAGACACCGGGCAGCUUUUUGCUGCAAUACAUCACCGCAUUCUUGCCCUUCGGAGCCGUGUAGAGCAGGAGGCUGAGGUGAAGUGUCCUGAACCAUCUAGGGAGGUCACCCAAUCUAAUGAGGAAGACAGUGAUGAUGAUGUCCUUACCCCUGCAGUAGCAGCUACGAGUACACCUAGUGAUGAAGGAGACAAGCCACCCGUAUCCAGUACAUAGCAGCCACUUACCUCAUUCCCAGAAAGAUGGUUGUCCUCACCUGGCAGGAUGACAAUCCACAGAUGCCCCCUCUUUGUAUGCCUCAUGGAAUAUUUAAAACCGGCUACUCAUUACAAAGGUGGACUGGGGACACAGACUUUAUCCACUUACCAAGGAACUGUUCUAUCUUUUUGUUCACUUUAAGUAAACCAGACAAAUACAUUGGGUCCCUAUAUAUAUAUUUUUUAUAGUGUUUUUGGAGGGGAUCUAUGAAGUAUCCAACCUAUAUACAGUGUAGAAUGCUUCAGAAUAAACAGCUCAUCAUAUUGAUGAGCUGUGUGAAAUCCAGUUUUUCCUCCCUCUCCUAUUAUCCGCUGUGCAAUCUGCGUUGCUUUUCCGAGACAUAACUUUAUUUUAUAUGCAUCAGUUUUAGUUUCUAUCUUGCUGCCAACCCCCUCAAUGUUCAUUAAAGGUCCUGCGGUCGUUGGUUGCUUUUACAUUAGGAUUCAGUCCUGUACAGGAACAAAGCAAUUAAUGAACAUGUACAGAAACUCUUCGCUUGAUCCAUUCGCACAUGAAUACCUUGAAGUGGACGUCUUUCACAUUGGAAUUAAACUUCAAUAACACUGACUUUUACAACGCUCUUAAAAUAAGAGCCUCUUCCUUCUUCAGGACUUCGUCAGUCAAAUGAAAUAAGAGCCUCAUACUGUUUUCAUUUCAUUUUCUUUUGGUAACUUUUCUGUUGGUGUUUUUUUAAUUAGUCUGACAUUAAUAUGCUUUUUUUGUGUGCUGAAAAAG
Messenger RNA from Bufo bufo (common toad), 2443 nucleotides. RefSeq names its product RAN binding protein 3 (gene RANBP3). Gene Ontology annotation, cellular component: nuclear pore; cytoplasm. The transcript is spliced from 17 exons. The coding region runs from base 110 to 1666 and encodes 518 amino acids. The record is from RefSeq and is a predicted model, not a curated record. Gene Ontology annotation, molecular function: GTPase activator activity. Gene Ontology annotation, biological process: protein export from nucleus. Lineage: Eukaryota; Metazoa; Chordata; Amphibia; Anura; Bufonidae.